GGUAUUGCCUGGUGAAGUACACUCAUAGGAGCGGUAGCGAAAUUUGUGCUUUUCUUUUCCGUUAUUUCAAGACAGUGCACUCUCUUUGUGAUUGUAAGAAGGGCCUUCAGAAGGAAUUUAGAAUCAUGUCUGAGACAGACUUUGAUAAGGCUGCCGAGGAGGUGAAGAACCUGAAGGCCAAGCCAGCAGAUGCAGAAAUGCUCAGGGUCUACGCUCUGUUCAAACAGGCCAAAGUGGGCGACAUCAACACCGCUCGCCCUGGGAUGCUGGACUUCACUGGCAAAGCCAAGUGGGAUGCCUGGGAGAAGGAAAAAGGCAAGAGCCAAGAAGCUGCCAGGAAGGAGUACAUUGACUUCGUAGAGGAGCUGAAAGGGAAGUACGGAAUCUAAGAACUGACUGUGGUCCGCCCACAGCUCAUCCCUAUUCGAUGCCAUAAGCUCCAGGAAAAUGCCCAUUUCUGCAAGACCUGGGGCAAAUACAUAUGUCAAAUACUUUAUAAUACUAGAGGUGUAUCUGGUUUAUUAUGCCGCGCAAUUGGAGUUGGAGCACCUUUUAAAUGUGGUUGGAACACUUUUUAGACUAUUUAAACGGUUCUGUAGAACUAGCUAAAUCAAGCACACCGCAAGUAUUUUACAUAGGUUUUUGACCCGGGUAUGUUGGCUCCUGUGUAAUGUGAACAAUGUGAAUGCCUAGCAUGAAGUGCCUGUGGUCACACGGAGAAUACUGGACCCUGGAAAUGCCCCCACGGACAGAGAUGUGCUGUCUUCCACCAGCAACCUCCUUGUGAAUUUUUCAAUUGGUUCUUAAGCUCCAGAAUUUUAUAAAAUUUGAAUAAUUCUAAACA
Molecule: messenger RNA, 844 nt
Organism: Esox lucius (northern pike)
Lineage: Eukaryota; Metazoa; Chordata; Actinopteri; Esociformes; Esocidae
Gene: dbi
Product: diazepam binding inhibitor (GABA receptor modulator, acyl-CoA binding protein)
Exons: 4
Coding region: 126-389 (87 amino acids)
Biological process (GO): fatty acid metabolic process
Molecular function (GO): fatty-acyl-CoA binding
Source: RefSeq, a predicted model, not a curated record